Molecule: messenger RNA, 667 nt
Organism: Musa acuminata subsp. malaccensis (wild Malaysian banana)
Lineage: Eukaryota; Viridiplantae; Streptophyta; Magnoliopsida; Zingiberales; Musaceae
Source: RefSeq, a predicted model, not a curated record
CUGCUCAAGAGACCACCGUGGAGGAACCAGCAUGGAUGAUGCCACUGCCUGCCCUCGUUAAGAAAGGCCUCUACGAACCAUUUCAGGACCUCUGUCCUUAUAUAAAUGCCUUGAGGCACUAAGCUCUCUCCCGCAAGAUCUCCAGACCCGAAGCUCCUUGUUUCGGUACCGACGCAUACUGCUCCAAGCCAAUGGCUCGCUUGCUUCUCUUGGGCUUGCUAGUUCUGGAUCUCGCGGCAACGCUAGCGGUGGCGCGGCCGACGCCGGCGGAGUCCAGAGUCACCGCGCUGGAUCUCGGCGGGCCUCACUCGGCCAUUGCGCCAUCCCAGAGCGCGAGCCCAGGCGUCGGGGAGUCGGGCGUCGCCGGCGCACCGGAGGGAGCGGCGCGCAUCGGGAAGCGCCACCGACCCUUCGACAAGUCGAUCGCCGGGGCGGAGGUGAUACUCGGAGGGCUCGCCACCGCCAUCUUCGCGGCAAUCUUCGCCUACAUUCGGGUCACCAGGAAGAGAAGCUCCGAGAACAAGGUGUGAGCUUGCAGUGGCUUUUACCUCCUUGUGAAGUGGGGGGGUGUCCGAAACAGAGGCAUUAACACUCAUGUAAUGUUUCGAUAUGUAUAGAAAGUGACAGACGAAAUGAUCUAUAGAAACAAUGAAACUAUUUUUCAUCC